CACAAUUCACAAUUCUUUGUAUGUGUGAGAUGCUGCGAGUUGACCUAUACAUAGAAAAGUGUGGUUAUAGUGAGUUUCUUAUACGAAAAAUUCAAUGUGUAAAAUGAACUAAAAAAAAAAGUAUAGAAUUAAGAUGAAAAAAAGUGAUUUUUCAACGUAGUAACAACAAUUAGACAUUUCCAAGUCUGAAUAUUGUACAAUUCCAGAUAUUCGGAAAUAAAGUUACAAAAGAAGAAUUACUUUAUAAAAAAUAACGGCAAAAUUAUUAAGGAUAAGAGUAAUAAUAAUAAGAACAAAAAAAAAUAUAUAUAUACAUACAUCUCUAUAUAUAUAUAUAAUUAAAUAAAAAUGUCAGAUUUCGAGAAUAAUUCCAUCGAUCCACCGAUGACUCGCUCUAAAACGCCAUUACCUGGAAAUUUUUGGCAAAAUGUAAGUGAUCCUUCAGAUGUAAUAAGUAGAAAUGCACCUCUAAUUAACCGUCCAGCUCCUGCUUCGAUGAAACGAAAAAUGGAACAAGCUGCGCACGUUAAAGAUUUACUCAAAUUAUGUAAACCAUUGUCAAUUAAUUUAGAAUGUUUAUCUCAGCAGGUGAUAAAAAAAAUGACAAAAAAACGUGAUCAUCAUCAACAAUCUCGUCGUAGUAAAAAACUAGAUAGAAAUAGAUGGCAAAGAGGUUUUAUUGAUAAAAGAAGAAAACCAAAAAUCGAUAUAAAUAAUGAUAAAUCAUUGGAUGUUAAUAAAAAUCAAAAUUCAAUGGAAAUGAAACCAACACAUAUUUGGGGAUGUUGUCGAAUGAUACCAUUUGAUAGAAAUCGAUUAAAAAAUCAAAAAAGAUUUUCACAUACAAAUAAUAAAGAAUUGAAUCUCGAAAUUACAAAACAAGAAAAUAAUAUUGAAUCUCCAAUACCGUCAACAUCAAAAUUAUCAAUCGACAAAGAAUUAGAAUUGGAAAAGAAAAUUGACACUACACAAUCAAGUUCAGAUGAUGAUGAUGAUAAUGAUGAUAAUAAUGAUAAUGAUAAUGAGGAAGAAAAUUGUGUUUGUAGACGAGUAAUUCCGUAUAUUCGAAAAUCUUGCUAUAAAACAAUGUUAAAUUUACAAAAUGACAAUAGCACACAAGCUGGUGGUAGUAAGAAUACCGAUAAUUCAACAACAACAACAACAACUACAAAAAUUGGUCCAAAAAUUUCAAAAACAAAAGAUUUUCACAAAAAAAAGAAAUUAAUUCACGAGGAAUUAAAUGAUAAUGAUAAUAAAAAGACUGAUAAUAUUGAAACAAUGAAUGAUUCAAAAAAAAGUGACGACAGUAUGGAGGAAAGUUUCACUGAAUUUUAUCGAAAUAAAUGGAAAUUAAAGAGAAAACAUCGUACUCGACGUAUUUCCAGUAGUGAUUCAAGUUCAAAUGAAAAUAACAAAAAUGAAAAUAACGAAGAGAAAACAAGAAAAAGAAGACGUAUUUCAAGUAGUGAUUCAAAUUCCGACAAUGAAAAGCAACAAAAGAAGAAAAAAAUUGAAUUAAAUGAUUUUGCAAAUUAUUCACGUGGAAAAACGAAAUUAAUUCGUAAACUUAAUCAUUUGGAUUCAAAUCAAUCAUCAAUUUUAAAUUAUCUCUAUAGAAAGCCAAAACCAUUGAAGGAAGCGCGAAUUAUUUUGACACGAUUAGAAAAUAUGAUGAACGAUCCAUUUGUCAUUAGAUGGAAGAAUCGAGGAAUUAAAAUUGAAAAAAUUGAAGAAGAACAAGAAGAACAACAAGAACAAGAAGAAGUAGAAACUGGUCAAGUGGAGGAAAAUUACGAAAAUCAGAGAUAUUAUCUUCUACACGAGGAUGGAACAAUGACAAGUGAAGCAAUACCCCAAGAAGCAUUAUAUCAAUACGAAAAUUUUAUCGAUAAUCCACAAGAUUUCAUUGGAAUUAAUUCAUUUAAUGGUCAAGUUAUUGAUGUCUCCAAAUUUUUUAACACACUACCACAACAAGAAAUAGUUAAUGAAAUUUAUAAUCCACUAAAUAAUAAUGAAGCCACAAUUGAAAAUAUCAAUCCUCAACAACAAUUAGCCUAUAAUAUUGAAAAUUAUCCAAAAGUAUUGUUAAUACGUCUUGAAACAUUAGUUGGGGCACUUGAUUCUGAAUAUUCAGCAUCGGAAAUUGAAAUUCUCGAAGAGAAAUAUAUUGAUUUUCUUUUAAAUUCCAAUUUUUCGUAUGACAAACAAUCGCAAUCAUUUUUCAACGUUUAUAAACGUCUUCAAGCAAAACGUCUCAAGGAAAAAGAAACUGCAAUUCUCAAUUCAUUCAACGAUUUUGAUGACAAUGAUGACGAUGAUGAUGAUGAUAAUAGAAAUGCUUUGGUAGGGAAUCAAGAAAAUAACGAAAUUACCAAUAAUAAUGAUGACAAUAGAUCAGAAACAAAUGACAAUGACGAAAAUCCAUUGGUUAUUGCUUUUGAUAAUGAUAAAGAAGUCGAUACAAUUGUUGAUGAUUGGGCAUCAGACGAUAGUGUCACUAGUAUUGGAGAAAAAUUAGAAGAACCAUCAAAAUAUUUUCAAUUCGAUUCAACAAAAGAAAAUUCUUCUAUUGAAUUUGUCACAUGUGAUUCACAUCAAGAGAAUGAUUCAACAAAAGAGCCUUAUUAUAUUUCAUGUAAAUUUUGUAAAAAUAGUUUUCGCAGUCUACAUUCAUUUUCUCUACAUAAAGGCAAUUGUCAUGCAAAAAAUAAAAAACCAAUAAAAUGUGAUUAUUGCAAUAGUCAAUAUAAAUGUAAACGUAAUUUAAAUUUACACAUUCAACUUGUACAUGGAUUAAUUGAAUCGAAUGAUAAAAAUAUAAAAACAAAAAAUACAAAUAAAACAAAAUCAUUAACAAUAUCAAAAUCAUCAUUAAAUACAAAAACAAGUCCAAAAAAUAUAAAUACAAAAAUAAUAACAAAAAAAAGAUUACCAUCGGCACGUAAUAAUUUACGUUGUGGCGUUUGUUCAGUUACAUUUGAAACAAGAGAAAGUUUAUUUGAUCAUAUUUAUCAGCAUACAGAACGUGAAUUACAAGAUGCAUUUAAUGAUGCGACAAUAAGAAAAAAAAAUGAAGAAAUAAUACGUAAUGAAAAUGAAAAACAAGCAACUGAAUGGGCAAAUAAAUAUGCACAAUGGAAGGAUAGUAUUUUAUGUAAAAAUAAUGUCAGUGAAGAAUCAUCAACAUCAGGUGGACAAAAUACAAUAAAUUCAUGUGAAGAAAUAACUGUAUGCUCAUCGGGUAGCGAUGAUAUAAGUAGAAAAAAUAAUGAUGACGAUAAUAAUAUUGAAAAAGAAAAUUCACGAACAACAUCAGUUAUUAAAAGUACAAAAUUAAUUGAAAAUGAAACAACAAAUGUUGUUAAAAAAGUAACAAUGUGUCCAUGUCACAGUAAUGAUACAUCAACAUUGGUAAAUGAUGAUAUGCAAAUUGAAAUGGUAUUACUUUGUGAAAUUUGUCAAGUAUUAUUUCGACGUUUGGAUUGUUUUGAGGUGCAUUAUAGAGUUAAUAGAUUAUGUAAUAAAGACAGAUCGAGCCGAUUGCCAAAAUUAUUUUGCAGUUCAUGUAAAAUUUUAUUAAAUUCAUUGCCUGAAAUGCGUCGUCAUUUAGAGAAACAUGCUCAAAUUAAUCGUCAGGGACAUGUUACAUUUUUGUGUAAUAUUUGUAAAGUUAUGUUCUUUGGAAUUGGUUCAUUAUUCUACAGUCAUUGGUUUAAUCAUACGAAGGAUGUGAAUUUUCUCGCAAGCCGUUAUUCAUUUCCAAAAUUAUCAAUUGUGCCUUGUAUGAAAUUAACGGACAAAGUGGGAAAUCAAAAUAAGGAGGAAUAUUUAUUUGUUGCUGAACAUGUUUGUCGAAAUUGCAAAAUACCCUUCGGGUCAGAAAUGGAUUUAGAUAAUCAUAAAUGUUCUGCAGUUGAGCAAAUUGUGCCAAUUCAACCAACAAAAGUAAGGGUUCUUUGUUUAGUAUGCAACAAAAUGUUCGCCAAUAAAACUGAAUAUUUCAUGCACGAAUUAAAUUUAAAUCACAUGAGAAGCACCAAACCGGAAUAUGUGACAAUAUCAACAAAUUGCGGAACAAAAGCUUACAUAUGUGCUCAAUGUAAAACUGUUCGUAAAACAACGGACGAAAUGAAAGAACAUUGGGUAUUUCAUCGUGCUUGGAGGGAAAAAUUCAUUUGUUCCUAUUGUCCAAAAUUUUUUGACACAAACAUUAAUAUUGUCGAAGCACAUUGUAAAAAUUGUACAAAAGACAUGAAUCCAUAUUGUAAAGUUUCCUUUGAAUUAGCAACAUUUAAAUGUCAACCGUGCAAUCUUUAUUUUGAAACAUCACAAUCAGCAAAGGAACAUAAUUUAAUUUGUUUACGUUCACAAUUUUCAACAAAUAGUGAAUCUUCCAAUAAACAAGUUGCCUCAUCAAUUAAUUUAUCUCUUUCCGAAAAUACAACAACAACAUCAAAAACAUCACCACCAAUUCUCAGAUUAACUGUUCCUUCCUCGGCCUUAUCGUCAAUUGCAACGAAAACAAAAUCUGUAAAUAAUUCUGAAUCCACAAUUGUCACUGAAUCUCCAACUCCAAUUUUAAUUGAUGGUCUAGCUUCAAAAUUAACAGACGUACCAUCAAGUUCAAAAUCGAAUACCAAUGUAGAAUCUUAUUCUUUUGAAUCAUCACCAUCGGGGAAGGUUAUAAAUUUCACCUCCAAAGUCAAAAGCAAAAAUGGCAUCAAUUCCGAUGUCGAAGUUAUUGAUAUUCUUUCCGAAAGCAGUUCAAAAAGUUCAAACUCCGAUUUUUCUAAACCAUCAUCAGAAUCAGUUGCUUUGCCUAAGGAUAUGCCUUUAUUGAGUGCUACCAAUACUGCUACUAUUCAAGAAACGGAUAAAAAUAAAUCAAUUACUAAUGUCGAAAAGAAGAAGAAGAAGAAAAAAGAUAAGAAUUCCAAUGAGGGCAAAGAAAAAGAGGUGCAAGCACCUCCGAAAGUUAGUGUCAAAAAGAAUUUAACAAUGACUGCCUUAAAUCCUGAAUUCGAAUCAUUGCUCACCGAACUCGAAGGUAUGGAAAAAAUUCCAGGAAAGGUCUAUUCAAGACGUUCAAAGAAAUCCCCAAAAAAAGUCUCCAAAGAAACAAAACCAAAAUCUUCAAAGAAAAUUUUGAAAGAUCCUUUGGAAACAAAUGAAGAAUUCCCCUUGUCAGACGCUGGAAGUGAAUCCUCAAAAUCGGGAAAAGCAUCCACAAAAUCGGAUGAUUUAGCCACAAAAUCAGGAACCAAUACAACUGAUAGUACACUUCCAUUUGAAGUUGUUCUUCUACCACACGAUGAAAAAUCCAAAGAUUGUGCAAAAACCAGUAGUGCUGUUGGAAAUUCAUCGUCCUCAUCAUCAUCAUCAUCAUCUUCGUCAACAUCAUCAAAGGUCGACAUCAAUUCAAAUAAAUCCAUUAAUACUGCAACGAAAGAAUCCACUAGUGUAACAAUUCCCGAUCCUAAGGAUAGUUCAUCUGAUCCAAAUACAGCGAGUAUAAUCGAAGAAUACAUCGAGUACAUCAUGAUGGACGACGUAAGUGACAAUACAACAGCAGCUAAAGAAACUGCAGAAUCAACAAAUUCAGCACCACCCAAAGAAAUAUCUCCCCCCGUGGAGAAAGUUGCUCCCACACGUCUACGAGUUCGAAGUCUUGCAGAAUUACAAGAAAUUAAAAUGCAUCAUCUCUGCGAAGCAUGCGGAAAGACAUUUAACGCCGAGAAUGAAUACAUCACACACGUGAAGCAAGCAAAUUGCACACCACAACCAAAACAAACAAUACUAACGCCCGCAAAUUAUGAGACAUCAUUCAUUCAAAAUCCAGUUGGAAAAUCAUUAAAUACUUUUAUUCCUCCACUUUUGCCAUUAUCAAAAAAUAUUUCAAUUCCCCGAACAUCAGUUCCACCAAAUGCAAUAGUCUCCCAUCAAAAACGACACUCGGGAUUAAAUUUUGGUCCUCAAACUACAGAAAUAAAUCAAGGCACUUCAAAUAUGGCUUUUAAUACAAAUAUACAGCAUCGUUCAAGUGCUAUUCAAUUGCCAGAACGAACUGGUGGUAAUACACCACAAAAACGACCAUCAGGCGCUGCGACAAGAAUUCAAAAUCUCUCACAUCCACAGCGACAUCAAACAAUAACAACAACACGAACAAUAACACCACCGUCAAUGAUUCAACAUCAGGGUUUACCACACACAUAUAUGCAUCGUGCACCUAUUAGAAUGAAUCAACCAAUUCGUCCACCACCACCACUACCACCACAAUCGCAAUAUCGACCACCACCCGAUGCUUCCACAAGUCUAACAUGCACCACUUGUUACUAUACUGCAAAAAAUCUUCCCGAAUUCUCCGCUCAUCUAUUGGUGCACUAUAUGGACACAUCGGCAAAUGAUAAAAUUCAUGAUAAUCAGCGAAAUAAUCCCCGUCAGGAGAGCCAACAGACUGAUCCAAAUACAUCGGCUUAUCAAAAUUCACAAAUAAUUGCCAGCGAUAUUUAUGGUUCAUCAUCGGUAACUGGAAAUUCAACUAAUACAGCUAAAAGAAAUUGGCAACCGUCUACCUCGAAAUAUCUUUAUGUUUGUCGAAUAUGUAAUUUUCAAACUGACAACAAAUCAAUUAUACGCGAACAUGAGAAACGUCAUUUGGAAGUUGAAAAUAAUCUUCAAAAGCAACAAUUAAUACAAGGUCCUUAUCAAACACCUCAACAUCAACAGCAGCAGCAGCAGCAACAAUCACAAAAUUUGGUUCAUCAGGGCCCAACAACAAUCAGCAAUAAGACCAAAGAUUCUGAGAAAGGUCCAAUUAUACUUUAUUCAAGUGUAAGUAAUGAUGUUUAUCAAUGUCUUCUGUGUAACAGUUUCUUCUUUUCCUCGCAUGAUGAAUUUGUGAGACAUUUACAAACUGUACACAAACAAUCACACAAGGAAAAUGUUCAUCAGCUUCCAAUUGAAAAUAUAUGUUAUGUUUGUGAUUAUUGUGAUCCCCCACAAGUUUUUAACGCUGAAUGUAGUUUACGUAAACAUAUGGAAUUUUUACAUAAUCAUAUUUGUCAUAUGUGUGGACAACGUUGCACAUCAAGAGAAAUAUUACAGAAUCAUGUAAUGAGUCAUAAGCUCGAUGCUCAGGCUCAAUAGAACAUGAAUAUGAAAUUUGGACAUUUUUUCAAAAAGUAGAAUUAUCCAAUGUAUAAUAUAGAAUAGAACGUGAAUGUAAUGAGUUAGAAAAGAACAGAGGAUAUUUUUGUCCUUUUCUAUUACACGCUUUUCGGUUUGUAUAGAGAUAUCUAACGUGUCGGUAAAGUCACAGAAAGUAGAGCGAUUACCACAGUGGCACCAAAUUUCUAUUGGCUUGUAUGGGAGAUUUCAGAAAUUAAUUAUUUUCUCUAAAAUUAGAAAAUAAUUCACGAUAAUUUUUAUUUCAAAUCAAGUAGUAAUUUAUGCUUAUAAUUAUAUGUCUUAAAGAUUAAAAAAUAAAAAAUCAGUUCUAGCAGACGAAAUUCUCUUUUGCUAGAACUGAUUUUUUAUUAUUCUUUAAUAUUUGAGUCGUUGAUGACAUAAUUACACACAAAUAAGUAUUGCAUAAAUUACUACUUGAUUUGAAAUAAAAAUUGUUAUUAUGAAUUAUUUUUUAAUUUCAGAGAAAAUAAUUAAUUUCUAAAAUCUCCUCUUAUAAGCCAAUGAAAACCCGGGGCGUGGUAAUCGUUUUACUUUUUGUGACUUUACCGACGGAGGUGACAUAUCACGUUAAGGUACGGUCACAUGACUUUUGAAAAAAUCAUUCUUGUCUUUCUCUCUCCUAUGACAGAGGCAUAAGUUUGUUUCAUCCUACAUUUUCUUUUACCAAAAACGGAAAAUGCAAAGUGAGACAAACUUAUGCCUCUGUCAUAGGAGAGAGAAAGACAAAAAUGGUUUUUCCAAAAGUCCUGUGACCGUACCCAUCUCUAUUCUAUUUUGACCUGUAAACAGGGACUAUAAAAGCUAGUUUACAUCACCUGGCGUAAUGUAGAAAAAGCUUUACUAAGUUAUUUAGGCUGCCUCCACAAUAGCUAAAUCACAUCGGCGAUUUUUUCAGACGAGCCGAUGCGCGCGCAUCUAUUGCGCAACUGGCAACAAAUUUAUUUCACUUUUACUAAAAAUUAAAAACAUU
Molecule: messenger RNA, 8158 nt
Organism: Leptopilina boulardi
Lineage: Eukaryota; Metazoa; Arthropoda; Insecta; Hymenoptera; Figitidae
Exons: 3
Coding region: 349-7146 (2265 amino acids)
Biological process (GO): regulation of DNA-templated transcription
Molecular function (GO): RNA polymerase II cis-regulatory region sequence-specific DNA binding; DNA-binding transcription factor activity, RNA polymerase II-specific
Source: RefSeq, a predicted model, not a curated record